GAGAUGUUUCAACUUGCAUGUCAGUCCGCUCCCGGUUCGUUGCCUCUUGGAAGUCAGCUUCCUCCAUUUUUAUGGUUUUGUAACAGUACGUCGACCCACAUCUCAUUUCUAGUGAUUAUCCCUGGUUUUUUAUCCUUUAUUUAUUCUCUCCUGUUCAUGAUUAUUAAAGUGUUCGUGUUUGUAUAGUUUUUCCUUAAAACACACUUACAGCUGAAAAAUGCUCAACGCACUGAAUUGUGAAGCAGUCCGCUCGGAGGACACUGGAAUGCUGCCAGGAUUGUAUCCUGUCAGUAUUCUGGAUAUCAACCUGACGAACGAUCCACCACGCGUCUACCUGAAAUCCGAAGAGGGCUGGCUUACUGAAGGCUGGUAUCCUCUCGAGGGAAGCCAGUUGUUUGAGCCCCCACCGCAGCGAAAUCUCGAAGAACUCAAAGAGCGCCUGAAGACUCCUGGCUGCCUUGUGGAGGCGCUGUAUAAAGUGAGACACGGCGUGCCCGCUGCCUGGUACCGCGGGGUGCUGGUUUCGGAGGCCAAGGGUCUCUACACCAUUGAUCUGCAAAUAAAUCCUCCUCGCCGCAUCAAUCAGUCCAUUGAGCAGCUUCGCGUUAUUCACGAUCCGGUCCCUUUAACCCGCGAUUCCAUUGAACGCCUGGUGCUCGAAGUACCGCAGGGUGCUGUGGAAGAAGCGACCAACGAUCGCCAGCUGCAGACCUUCGCCCAGCAUGGACAACUGGAUUACGUUCGCUACGAACCGGAAAACAGAGCCAUCAUUGUUCUGGUCUACGGUAAAUCGGCUGCCCAUCGAGCUUUCAUCCUUUACCAGUUUCAUACCAUGCACGCACUACAGCGUCAGAAACUGAAGGAUGAGAUAGCCGAUAUGCGUAAAGAGCUCUGUACGUUGAGAACAUCGGAAAACGGCUUAUUCCGCUGUGAAUUUACGGUCCCACAAGAUCGCUUGGCUGAAACAGUCGGUGGUUUUGAUGAUUUUCCUAAUUUGAAGCGCGCUCGUCAACUGGAUGGGAUUGUAAAAAUUAUGGCUAACAACAACCAUUUCGUCAUCACUGCGAAGAGCGAGAGCGCAAUGAAUGAAGCUCGGGAUAUGUUAGACGUGGUCACGGAAAUCAUGUAUGUUGACCAGCCGUUUGUUGGCCAGAUCAUCGGCAAGCAGGGCAUUAAUGUGCAGACCAUGAUUAAGACCACGAAUAUUUUCGGACUGUUUAUUCAUGAUACGGCUGAGUCGGCGCGAAAUGCUGGAGUUGAUGUGGAGUGGAAAGAUGGGCAUGUUGUUUUCGUAAUAACUGGUUCUCGCGCUGCCACGGAAGCGGCUAAAAUGUUGAUCGAAUAUCAGCUGGACCAUAAUCGUCAACUGGAGCAAGCACUUGGUCCACGACGAGUGCGACGUGGGGAUCUGAGCCGCCAAGCUACGGAAGACCGUAUGAGCAGCAGCCGAGCAUCAAUUGAUGAGGGUAAGCCGAGCCAGAAUCAGCAGGAACAACGCGCUGGAGAACGAAAGCCCAGCCAAGUUGAUCAUCGUCAAGGAAACAACGCUGGUAACCCACGCGUUCCUCCGCCUCAACCCGAGCCUUCGGGGCAGGGCCGACCUGCUGCGGAGAAUCAAAAUUAUCAGGAGAACGAUAAUCGCCGUCGAAGUAUCCCCAACGGCCGACCUGAGGAGCCUUCACUGCCGCCUCGCGGAGGUGGGGGCGGUGGAUAUCGGGGUCGCGGACGUGGUCGAGGCGGCAAGGCUCCCUUCGGUUCCCGGGAUGAUCGUCAGGAUUCAAAAGAAUCGAAUAACACCGAGCCGCUCCACGCUAACGCAGCCCCACAAGUUAAUGGCCAUUCUGAUGUUGACUCCGAAGGAUUUCGGCCUGCCAACCGGCGAAACCGCAGUGGACGUGGUAAUCGUCGUGGCGGUGCUCCAUCUGCAGCCCAACCGGUUUCCGGAGGACCAUCUGGUGCAAACCCCCAGAGCGCGUAGCGAAUGAGCGGUGUGUUUUGGCUUCGUUUUUUAUGGAUUAUUGUAACCACAGCUCUACUUCCCUUAAUCCAGUUUUGUUGGCAAAGGAACUUGCGGACCGGAUAUUUUCCUCUUGUGGUUUGUUAUUUCUUUGACGGACAUUAGGAGUGUUCAUUCUAACUCUUUGGAUGGCGUUAAUUCUUUUAUUCUGUAUUAGUUGAUGCUUUAAUUCUGUACCAUGCAGCCUGUUCCAGUACUUACAUGGAGAGAGGAUUCUGCUGAACAGUGUAGUCACUUUGAAAGUGCCUUUCUUCGCAAUACUUUCAUCUGUUUAGCUACUAAGUCAGAAUUGCUGCCGCACUGAUUAAUACCAAACAGUCUAUGUGAUAAGCUUAGACCGGGGAAAGCGAUGAUUAUUUUUCCUUUUGUACGUACAGUUUACGAGAAGUGAAUAAAGGUUUUGUUUUGAA
This is a messenger RNA of Paramacrobiotus metropolitanus, 2427 nucleotides long. Its product is annotated as fragile X messenger ribonucleoprotein 1-like. The record is from RefSeq and is a predicted model, not a curated record. Gene Ontology annotation, cellular component: membrane; nucleus; cytoplasmic ribonucleoprotein granule. Gene Ontology annotation, molecular function: protein homodimerization activity; translation regulator activity; mRNA 3'-UTR binding. Lineage: Eukaryota; Metazoa; Tardigrada; Eutardigrada; Parachela; Macrobiotidae. The transcript has 9 exons. Gene Ontology annotation, biological process: negative regulation of translation; regulation of mRNA stability; positive regulation of translation. Bases 218 to 1978 code for a protein of 586 amino acids.